AUGGCUCUCCCUACAAAAUGCACAAGAGAAGGUUUUGAUCCCAAUGCCUACAAGUUAUUUGUGAAGGCAGGAUACAACCCUAGCGAGCCAUCAGUGCUAGGGAAACUCCCAUCAGAAGAUACAACUAGGAAAGCGCGUGAAGGCCUAGGUUAUAGCCAACCGCCGCCAAUUCGCAUUUCCAUAAGAAGGGCCAGUCCUCUGAAGAAGAAUAACAAGAACCUGAGAAGUUAUUUAAAAGUUACAAGGCCUACUUCACAUUUGAUUCGAAAGGAUUUUAGAAGUUUGAUUCCUUCUAGGAUGAGGCGACGAGUGGAACUUGUGGUUUCCUGUAAAGAGGAACUCAAGGCAAAGGUUCAUACUGUGGUUUACACCAAAGAGCGCGAGGAAGAUGAAGAAAGUGUAGGUUCUUCAAAUCAUGUUACAAUCCAAAAUGAGUAUGAUUAUUUGCCUCAAAAGAAGAUUGAGGAAGAGGUAGAAGAUAUUUCCUCGUGUUGUCAUAUAUCGGUCAAUGACAAUGAUCCUGUGGAAGAGGAAGAUGCCAAAGAUGCUCCACCAGAACUUGAAGAAGGAGUAAAGAUCACAAUAGAUCCUUUGAAGGAAGUUAACCUUGGCACUGAUGAAGAUCCGAAGCCAACUUACUUGAGUGCGUUUCUAGAAAUUGAUGAAGAAGUCACUUACAUGAAUAUACUCAAAGAAUAUAGAGAUGUAUUCGCUUGGAGUUACAAAGAAAUGCCUGGAUUGAAUCCUAGAGUAGCGGUCCAUCAAUUGGCAGUCAAAAAUGGUUCUCGUCCAGUUAAACAAGCUCAAAGACGUUUUAGACCAGACUUGAUUCCGUUGAUAGAAAAUGAAGUUAACAAACUCAUUGAGGCAGGCUUUAUUCGUGAGGUCAAAUAUCCUACAUGGAUUUCAAGUAUUGUUCCUGUGAGGAAGAAGAAUGGUCAAAUUCGAGUUUGCGUUGACUUUAGAGAUCUCAAUAAUGCAUGCCCUAAAGAUGAGUUUCCUCUUCCCAUUCCAGAGUUGAUGAUUGAUGCCACCACUGGUUAUGAGGCAAUGUCGUUCAUGGAUGGUUCUUCUGGAUAUAAUCAAAUCCGCAUGUCACCAAAAGAUGAAGAACUCACUGCAUUUCGCACGCCAAAAGGUAUUUAUUGCUACAAAGUGAUGCCAUUUGGUUUAAAGAAUGCUGGCGCCACAUAUCAAAGGGCUAUGCAAAAUAUCUUUGACGACUUGCUCCAUAAAAAUGUUGAAUGUUAUGUUGAUGAUUUGGUAGUAAAGUCGAGGAAGAGGGGUGAUCAUUUGAAAGACUUAAGGAUGGUGUUUGAGUUACUCCGAAGAUAUCAACUAAGGAUGAAUCCAUUGAAAUGUGCCUUCGGAGUUACUUCCGGCAAGUUCCUUGGCUUUAUUGUGAGACAUCGAGGAAUUGAAAUUGAUCAAGCCAAAGUCGAUGCAAUAUCAAAGAUGCCUGAACCUCGAGAUAUUCAUGAGUUAAAAAGUCUCCAAGGAAAGUUAGCCUACUUGAGAAGGUUCAUCUCAAAUCUAGCGGGGAGAUGUCAACCAUUCAGUCAUCUCAUGAAGAAAGGUGCUCCUUUUAAUUGGGAUCAAACAUGUAGCGAAGCCUUUAAAAGUAUCAAAUCGUAUCUAGCGAAACCUCCGGUUUUGGCAGCCCCUAUACCUGGAAAACCAUUGAUACUCUACAUUGCAGCACAAGAAAGGUCUGUAGGAGCCCUGUUAGCUCAAGAGAAUAGUGAAGGCAAAGAAAAUGCUCUUUAUUACUUAAGUAGAACGAUGACGCCAAAUGAGCUAAAUUAUUCGCCAAUUGAAAAGUUAUGCUUGGCACUGGUCUUCUCAAUUCAAAAGAUGAAGCAUUAUUUUCAAGCUCAUGUUGUCCGCCUUAUUUCUAGAGCAAAUCCCAUCAAGUUUGUUAUGUCAAAACCUGUCCUUAGUGACCGACUAGCAAGAUGGUACCUCCAAUUCCAACAAUUUGAGAUUGUGUACAUCCCUCAAAAAUCCGUGAAGGGACAAGCACUAGCGGAUUUCUUAGCAGACCAUCCUAUACCAAAUGAUUGGGAGUUAACUGAUGAGUUUCCUGAUGAAGAUGCGAUGUUAAUUGAAGUUCAACCUCCUUGGAAAAUGUACUUUGACGGGGCUGCACAUCGCGGCGGAGCUGGUGCUGGUGUGGUGUUCAUCACUUCACAAGAAGAGAUUCUACCAUUCUCUUUUACUCUAAAACAAUGUUGCUCCAAUAAUGUCGCUGAAUAUCAAGCACUGAUACUUGGACUUGAAAUGGCCGUUGACAUGAAACAAUUACAUUUACAGGUCUUUGGUGACUCUCAAUUGGUGAUUAAUCAACUCUUAGGAAGUUAUGAGGUAAAAAAGCCUGAAUUGCGACCUUAUCAUGAUUAUGCUCAAAAGUUGAUAAGAUGGCUUGGGGAUGUAACCCUUCAACAUGUGCGUCGAACAGAGAAUAAGAAAGCUGAUGCAUUGGCUACUCUAGCUUCAACGCUAACCCUUCCUGAUCAAACGCAAGUAACUGUCUGUCAAAAAUGGAUAGUACCACCGUCAAAUGAGGAAGAAUAUAUUGAAAAUAAGCUUGAUCAUAUCGUCGCCAUUGUUGAAGCUGCGAAGGAAGAUUGGAGACAACCCAUCAUUGACUACCUAUGUUAUGGGAUACUUCCAGAAAAUCCAAGAAGAAGAACUGACAUACGUCGUCGUGCACCUCGUUUCCUUUACUACAAGGAUACAUUAUAUAGAAGAUCAUUUGAGGGUAUGUUAUUACGAUGUUUUGGGAGAGGAAGAAACGAUUCAAGCUCUACAAAAAGCACACUCAGGAGUAUGUGGAUCACAUCAAUCUGGACCAAAACUUCAUUUUCACAUAAAGAGGAUGGGCCACCCGAAUUAUUGCACCCAACCAUCGCAUCUUGGCCAUUUGACGCUUGGGGACUGGAUAUUGUAGGACCAUUACCAAAGUCUUCUGGUGGACACUUGUACAUCUUGGCUGCAACUGAUUACUUUUCAAAAUGGGCUGAAGCUGUCGCUCUUAAAGAGGUGAAGAAAGAGAAUGUUGCAAAUUUUAUCCGAGUAAAUAUUAUCUAUCGCUUUGGCAUCCCUCGCUAUAUAAUAACAGACAAUGGCAAACCAUUUGAUAACAAGUUAAUGAACAAGAUUUGUGAUCUUUUUGACUUUAAGCAGCGUAAAUCUUCUAUGUACCAUGCUGCCGCUAAUGGUCUUGCUGAAGCAUUCAAUAAGACUCUAUGCAACCUACUCAAGAAAGUUGUCUCCAAAUCCAAACGGUAUUGGCAUGAAUGA
This is a messenger RNA of Solanum pennellii, 3303 nucleotides long. RefSeq lists its product as uncharacterized. The transcript is spliced from 3 exons. Gene Ontology annotation, molecular function: RNA-DNA hybrid ribonuclease activity; nucleic acid binding. Gene Ontology annotation, biological process: DNA integration. The coding region runs from base 1 to 3303 and encodes 1100 amino acids. The record is from RefSeq and is a predicted model, not a curated record. NCBI's taxonomy places the organism in Eukaryota, Viridiplantae, Streptophyta, Magnoliopsida, Solanales, Solanaceae.